Molecule: messenger RNA, 1300 nt
Organism: Lepisosteus oculatus (spotted gar)
Lineage: Eukaryota; Metazoa; Chordata; Actinopteri; Semionotiformes; Lepisosteidae
Source: RefSeq, a predicted model, not a curated record
GGUUUGUUGCUGGUCGGACAGAAAAGGGAGACGGUUUCAGGUAGCCGGUUGUUAUUUCUACAGUGCGGACGUGUCCAAAUCAGGAGAUUGAUAUAUUGAGAAGCACAACUUGUUUGUGAUAUUUGGAUUUGGGGAUUAAUUAAUAAAUAUGUCUACGGUUGAAGAACUAAAGCUUCGCGUUAGGGAAUUAGAAAACGAGUUGAUUAAAUGUAAACAGAGACGAAGUGCAGAGGGUGAUGCUACCGGUAAAGAGCCACAAGCCAGAGCCAGGAUUGAGAAGAUGAGCGCAGAAGUAGUGGACUCAAAUCCAUACAGUCGUCUCAUGGCUUUAAAACGAAUGGGCAUUGUUGAAGAUUAUGAGAAAAUACGCACCUUUGCUGUUGCCGUGGUUGGAGUCGGCGGAGUUGGAAGUGUGACUGCAGAAAUGCUCACAAGAUGUGGCAUUGGUAAGCUGCUGCUCUUUGACUAUGACAAGGUAGAACUGGCAAACAUGAACAGGCUUUUCUUCCAGCCCCAUCAAGCUGGGCUGAGCAAAGUGGAAGCAGCAGAACACACGCUGAGAAACAUCAAUCCAGAUGUGAAGUUUGAGAUUCAUAACUACAACAUCACCACAGUGGACAAUUUUGCACAUUUCAUGGCGCGAAUAAGUAAAGGGGGAAUGGAAGAAGGGAAACCUGUAGACCUUCUCCUGAGUUGUGUGGACAACUUCGAAGCUCGUAUGGCAAUCAACACAGCAUGUAAUGAGCUUGGCCAAGUCUGGAUGGAGUCUGGAGUCAGUGAGAAUGCCGUGUCGGGACACAUCCAGCUCAUGAUUCCUGGGGAAACAGCUUGCUUUGCCUGUGCUCCCCCUUUGGUGGUGGCUGCCAACAUAGAUGAGAAGACUCUGAAGAGAGAUGGAGUGUGUGCCGCCAGUCUCCCCACCACCAUGGGCGUAGUGGCUGGACUCCUUGUGCAGAACACACUGAAGUAUCUCUUGGGCUUUGGGACAGUCAGUUACUACUUGGGCUAUAAUGCCAUGCAGGAUUUCUUUCCCACAAUGGCUAUGAAGGCGAACCCCCAAUGUAGUGACAGUCACUGCAGAAAUCAGCAAGUGGAAUACAGUAAGAAAGAGGCAGAAAGACCCAAACAGGAAGUGGUGGUGGAAGAGGAGCAGGUGGUUCAUGAGGACAAUGAGUGGGGCAUAGAGCUGGUUUCAGAGGUCACAGAAGAGGAGUUGCAGGCUGCCUCCGGUCCCGUACCAGACUUGCCCGAAGGCAUCCAUGUGGCUUACUCUAUUCCAGAAAAGGUAGGCCUACAGUAG